This is a messenger RNA of Capsella rubella, 782 nucleotides long. RefSeq lists its product as uncharacterized. Bases 137 to 562 code for a protein of 141 amino acids. The transcript is spliced from 2 exons. Lineage: Eukaryota; Viridiplantae; Streptophyta; Magnoliopsida; Brassicales; Brassicaceae. The record is from RefSeq and is a predicted model, not a curated record.
UUUUUAGACAGAAGAACAUAAAACAAUCUCUCUCUUUCUCGUUCAUAAGCUUCAAAGGCCAAAAGCACUCGAGCAAGCAGAGGAACCAAAUAGUUGUUCAGCGAGGCACAUAACAGUUGAAAAGGGUUUUGAGUAAAUGGGAAUUGAAGGAGAGAUGAGUUAUGGUGGGAUGCAAGAUGGUUUGAGCAUUGAUGAUAAAGAAGGGUUAAUAGACAAAGAUGAAGUGAUGAUUCGUCGAAUGAAGAACCGAGAAAGACAACGUAGGUAUAGAGCGAGGAAACGGAUGAGGGAAGAAGCGGGUAUCGAUGAGAGUCUUUCAUUUGAGACAAUGGGACAGCAUGAAGAAGGAGAAGAAGAGGAGCUAGAGUUUAAUGGAGGUAGUGGUGGUUAUGUAGACAACUUUGUGCGGCGUGUUUAUUGCGAUAGAGAUUGGAAAAAAGAAGCUAGAAGAGCUCAUUUGAUUGUCAACAAGGCUCAAGAUGGUUCUUGUGAGUUGGUUAUAAGGAAGAUAAGGCGGCAUCAAAGAGAUUGGAAAGCUGACGCUAGAAAGAAGAAAACUUGAUCUUGAGGAUUGUUAAGGUUGGUAGAGGAUCUUUGCAAGGUGGUAUGAGGAAGAGAAUGCACAAACAAAGCAGAUUUGAGAUUACAAAUCUUUUCAAAUAUUUCUAUUUUUGUAAAAGUGGAUAUGAUCAAGCAAAAUGUAAGUGAUUUGCUGUUUCUUGUCUGUGACUGUGAGUGUGUGUAUUCGAAAGAUCUAUGUUAGUAUACGAAGGUUUAAUGUA